This is a messenger RNA of Rhinichthys klamathensis goyatoka, 1379 nucleotides long. Its product is annotated as nuclear factor 7, brain-like. NCBI's taxonomy places the organism in Eukaryota, Metazoa, Chordata, Actinopteri, Cypriniformes, Leuciscidae. The record is from RefSeq and is a predicted model, not a curated record. The transcript is spliced from 6 exons. Bases 6 to 1379 code for a protein of 457 amino acids. Gene Ontology annotation, molecular function: zinc ion binding; protein binding.
UGAAAAUGGCUUCACUAAAUGUGUCUGCUGAAGACCUUUCUUGUCCUGUGUGCUGUGAAAUCUUCAAGGCUCCUGUUCUUUUAUCAUGUAGUCACAGUUUCUGUAAGGAGUGUCUUCAAAAGUUCUGGAGAAUCCAGAAAACUCAGGAGUGUCCUGUCUGCAGGAGAAGAUCCUCAAGAGAUGAACCUCCAUUUAACCGUGUGCUAAAAAACUUGUGUGAGUCGUUCCUGAAGGAGAGAAAUGAGACUCGUUCAUCAGGAUCUGAGGAGAUCUGCAGUUUACACAGUGAGAAACUCAAACUCUUCUGCCUGGAGGACAAACAGCCUGUGUGUUUAGUGUGUAUUACUUCACAACAACAUGACAAUCACAAAUUCAGACCCAUCAGUGAAGUGGUUUCAUCAUAUAAGGAGGAACUCAAUACAGCACUGAAGUUCUUACAAGAGAAACUUCAACAUAAUGAAGAAAUGAAAGCAGAGUUUGAGAAAACAGUUCAACACAUCAAGGCUCAAGCUGAGCACACAGAGCGUCAGAUUAAACAGCAGUUUGAGAAGCUUCAUCAGUUUCUCAGAGAUGAAGAAGAAGCUACAGUCACUGCACUGAGGGAGGAAGAGGAGCAGAAGAAGCAGAGGAUGAAGGAGAAGCUGGAGGAGAUGAACACACACAUCUCAGCUCUUUCACACACACUCAAAGACAUGGAGGAGAUGAUGAAAGCCAGUGACGUCUGCUUUCUGAAGGAGUUUCCAGUCUCAAUGGAAAGAGUCCAGAGCUCACGGCCGGAUCCACAGAUGGCUUCUGGAGCUUUGAUUCAUGUGCCACGAUACUUGGGCAACCUGCCGUUCAGAGUCUGGAAGAAGAUGCAGGACAUCGUCCAAAACACUCCUGUGAUUCUGGAUCCAAACACGGCUCAUCCACGUCUCGUCCUGUCUGAUGAUCUGACCAGUGUGAGAUACAGCGGAAUCAAUCAAACUCUUCCUGAUAAUCCAGAGAGAUUUGACGAUUAUCUCUGUGUUCUGGGUUCAGAGGGUUUUAACUCAGGAACACACUGCUGGGAUGUGGAGCUUAAAGAGAGUUCCUACUGGAAUCUUGGGGUAACUACAGCAUCAAUCCAGAGGAAGGGCCGUGAUUUCUGUAACACUGAUGUCUGGAGUGUGUGGUAUCAUCAGUACGGAUGGUCUGAACCGGUUGGCUUUCCUGUCCAGCAGAAGCUUGAUCAUGUGAGAGUGAAUCUGGACUAUGACAGAGGAACGGUGUCGUUCUCUGAUCCUGGAACUAACACACAUCUACACACAUUCACAGCCACCUUCACUCACACACUCUUUCCAUUCUUUUGUAGUUAUAGUUCUUGCUCUCUGAGGAUCUUAAAGAUCAAUAGUCAGUAA